UUCUUGCAUUUAUUUUUUAGAUAAAUAAGAAAAAUUGUAUCAUGAUUGAAGACAAUAAGGAGAAUAAAGACCAUUCUUCAGAAAGAGGUAGAGCUGCUAUUGUUUUUUCCUUGAAGAAUGAGGUGGGAGGACUUGUAAAAGCUCUGAAGCUCUUCCAGGAGAAGCAUGUGAACUUGGUGCACAUUGAGUCAAGAAAGUCAAAGAGAAGAAACUCAGAAUUUGAAAUUUUUGUUGAUUGUGAUACCAAUAGAGAGCAACUAAAUGAUUUUUUUGACCUGUUGAAGUCCCAUGCAAAUGUACUGUCUGUGAAUUCGCCUGAUGCUUUUUCUAUGCAGGAAGAUGAGAUGGAGACUGUUCCCUGGUUUCCGAAGAAGAUUUCGGACUUGGACAAAUGUGCCAACAGAGUUCUGAUGUAUGGGGCUGAGUUAGAUGCUGACCAUCCUGGUUUCAAAGACAACAUGUACCGUAAAAGACGCAAAUAUUUUGCUGACUUGGCUAUGAAUUAUAAGCAUGGUGAUCUCAUUCCCAAGGUUGAAUUCACUGAAGAAGAGAUAAAGACUUGGGGAACUGUGUUCCGAGAGCUCAAUAAACUCUACCCAACCCACGCUUGCAGAGAAUAUCUCAAAAACUUACCUUUACUGUCUAAACACUGCGGGUAUCAGGAAGACAACAUCCCUCAACUAGAAGAUGUCUCACGCUUCUUAAAAGAGCGUACAGGGUUUUCCAUCCGUCCAGUUGCUGGCUACUUGUCACCAAGAGACUUCUUGGCAGGUUUAGCGUUCCGUGUUUUCCACUGUACUCAGUAUGUGAGACACAGCUCAGACCCCCUCUAUACUCCAGAGCCGGAUACCUGUCAUGAACUCUUGGGUCAUGUUCCUCUUCUGGCUGAACCUAGCUUUGCUCAGUUCUCCCAGGAAAUUGGCCUGGCAUCCCUUGGAGCAUCUGAUGAGGCAGUGCAAAAGCUGGCUACGUGUUACUUUUUCACUGUGGAAUUUGGCUUGUGCAAACAAGAAGGACAGCUGAGAGUUUAUGGAGCAGGGCUGCUCUCUUCCAUCAGUGAACUCAAACAUGCCCUCUCUGGACAAGCCAAUGUGAAGCCCUUUGAUCCUAAGAUCACCUGCAAGCAGGAGUGCCUCAUUACAACUUUCCAGGAAGUCUACUUUGUGUCUGAAAGCUUUGAAGAAGCAAAGGAGAAGAUGAGAGAAUUUGCAAAAACUAUCAAACGCCCUUUUGGUGUGAAGUACAAUCCAUACACACAAAGUAUCCAGAUUCUGAAGGACACCAAGAGCAUUGCCAAUGUAGUCAAUGAACUUCGACAUGAACUUGACAUUGUCAAUGAAGCCCUCACUAAAAUGGGAAGACAUUUAGGUGUCUAAAGGGAGGAUAUUCCCUGCUUAUUCAAGAGUGAUUAAUUCUAGAUAGGAUUUGAAGUACUGCAGAGGACGUUGGAUAUUUCCAUAGAGAUCCAUGGAAUAGACUUUUUUUUUCAAGAGCCAAACGAUGGUUGAACUAGCUGGCUAUGAAACAUAAUUCUUAACCUCAGUGAUGCUACAAGAUAUUAUUAAUCAAUCCCUGGAAAUGUUCAUAUGAAAGAUAUACUUAUCUAAUUUGUGGGCAUUUGUCUGACUUCCUAGACAUUAAGUAGUUGAAUCCUACUUCUAAGAAUAGAAAAAAGAGAAUAUUUUCUCUACAAAAUAUUUUUCCUCUAUUUAAAAAAAUAACUAGUUUUUCUGUGGUUGCUAGAUGGGUAUCUUUAAUCAAGUUCAAGUAAAAAUCUUGAACUCCUUAAAUUUA
This is a messenger RNA of Antechinus flavipes (yellow-footed antechinus), 1794 nucleotides long. RefSeq names its product tryptophan hydroxylase 1 (gene TPH1). Gene Ontology annotation, biological process: aromatic amino acid metabolic process; serotonin biosynthetic process. Gene Ontology annotation, molecular function: tryptophan 5-monooxygenase activity; iron ion binding. The record is from RefSeq and is a predicted model, not a curated record. The coding region runs from base 42 to 1376 and encodes 444 amino acids. Lineage: Eukaryota; Metazoa; Chordata; Mammalia; Dasyuromorphia; Dasyuridae. Gene Ontology annotation, cellular component: neuron projection. The transcript has 10 exons.